UUUUCUUUUUGAAGAUACCAUGGCAACGACUAUACAUAAUUUACCUAUUGAAAUUAUAAAAGAAAUAUUUUUACAACUAAGUCGACGUACCCAUACCCAUGUUUGCAAACAUUGUCUCACCUUAGGAAAGAACCCAUGUCGAUGUUGGCAGCUCGAUUUACUUACUGUGGCGUUAGUUUGCUCCCACUGGUAUUCUAUUGCCUCUCAUGUCAUCCAGAUAACUGAAAGAGCCCAACUGCCCUGGAUGCAACUGCUCAAUUUGACAGAUCAACAGAGAUCUUAUCCGCUUCGUUCAAAACUUAUCAAUUUGCUGAAUGAGUCGAGGCGCCGCUCCCUUUUUUUCCAUUUACGUGUUCGUCAUUUAGUCAUUGAUUUUAAGACGUUUGGUAUCACUGAAAAGCCCAAACUAAAGAAAGCAGACAAGACAUCCGACGUGAUGAAGCUACUGCAACUCUGUCCCUCUACAGAACGGCUAGAUAUAAUCUAUGAUGCAUCGUUUGUGUCGUUUGUGACAAAUGAACGAUCAAGGCAGCUUUUUUCAACCAAGAUAACCAGUCUUGCUCAAUGUAUUCACGAGAACAAUCAUCAGAUAAGGAGGCUAGACCUUGUGGGCUACAACCCCUUCCAGCGAUGUCCCUGCUGUGCUGGAAAAUGCUGGGAUGGUCAUCUAUCUCCUUUACUGAAAUGUUUGCCCUCUUUACACACACUUGUUCUUCAACACGUGCUACCAUCAAGGGAGGUGCUAGAGACAUUAGCAACUCACAGCUGUCUGGAAAGAAUCGUUCUCUAUAGGUCUAUCGUGACCAUUCCUCUAAAAAGAAUAAGGCAGACAGACUGUACACAGCAACGAAUGACAACCAUCAGCCAUAUACCUGACUGUCUAUGGAAACAAGUCAAGAUAAUAGAGAUUUAUGAGGAUAUAGAAGACGUCACACACUGGCCGGCCCAGCGAUACAUGUUGGAACUGGUAGAACGUGUUGGAAGUAGAUUGGAAUCCUUUGUAUUGCAAUUUGCAACCAAAGAGACAAACGAAGCCAGGAUGUCACGGUUAGAUCAACCCAGUGAUAAUAAUGAAUUCAAUUUCAGUCAAUCAUCGCCUUUGCUGAAGUUGAAGAUAAAAUGUGGGGAAUCACUGAAGCAGAUUUCAUUGGUGAACGUUCCUGAAGUUUUGCUUUAAGAGAGGGUUUAAGCCACUCUUGCCUAAUUAGUGUAAAUGCCCACACACACACAAAAAACAAUCAAAUUGUAAUAUUCUUUUUUUCUUUUUUCUUUUUUU
Messenger RNA from Rhizopus microsporus ATCC 52813, 1276 nucleotides. RefSeq lists its product as uncharacterized. The record is from RefSeq and is a predicted model, not a curated record. Lineage: Eukaryota; Fungi; Mucoromycota; Mucoromycetes; Mucorales; Rhizopodaceae. Bases 20 to 1177 code for a protein of 385 amino acids. The transcript is spliced from 2 exons.